This is a messenger RNA of Naegleria lovaniensis, 2019 nucleotides long. RefSeq lists its product as uncharacterized. The record is from RefSeq and is a predicted model, not a curated record. The coding region runs from base 1 to 2019 and encodes 672 amino acids. Gene Ontology annotation, biological process: positive regulation of transcription by RNA polymerase II. Lineage: Eukaryota; Heterolobosea; Eutetramitea; Acrasida; Naegleriidae. Gene Ontology annotation, cellular component: nucleus. Gene Ontology annotation, molecular function: DNA-binding transcription factor activity, RNA polymerase II-specific; transcription cis-regulatory region binding; zinc ion binding. The transcript has 2 exons.
AUGCGUAUAACCGUUGCACCUUCUGCAACAACUUCAAACAUUGAAAUUCCAUCUCACUCGAACCAUGCAUGCCUCUCGUGUCGACAGUUACAUCGGAAGUGUGAUAAAACGUUACCUGCAUGCUCGUAUUGUAUCAAAAGAGGCUAUAAAUGUGUUUAUAAAGAACGUUCGGAAAAAUUAACGGAAGAGAAGAAGGCUUCUCAUCCCAUUGUUUUUGUGAAUGUACAUUCGACGACUUGCCAAUCACAAGAACAACGUAGCUCUCGUAGUUGUACAACCCCAACUUUUGACAUUAAAGGUUCCCAUGCGAGUAGUAGCAUUUCAACGCCCUAUUCCAACGCAACAACAAUUGCAACUACUGCUAAUAGUAUCAGUCCCGUGGAAAGUAGAAUGGAACAUCAAAUUAAUUAUGUAUAUACAACCAGACAAACUAUGGAUUUGUACUAUGAUAUACUCUCAAUGGGAUUUCCUUUGGUGGAUCGAAAAACGUUUGACAAAGUAUUAGAAUACCAAACGUCAUCGCGUUCAGGACAAAUCAUGACGAAUGAUUAUCGAUAUGACGUUAUUUGUGACUUGGAGAAAGAUCAAGCAUUGCUUUACACUGUUCAAGCAGUUUGUUUUCAACGAUUGGGAUGUCGUGAAUUGGCUUCAUUUCAUUUUAGUAAUGGGAAACAAUUAAUUGGAAAAUAUUUUGAUGAUGUUGAUUCAAUAAGUAUUAUACUGGGUAUGCGAUUUAUGGCAGAAUAUUUAUUAGGCGUGGGAGAAAAAAGAAAAGCACGAUCGCUAUUAAAUACAGUGAAAGUGAAAGUUAAUCCUUUCAUUCAACAAUUGCAACAAACAGUUAAAGAGUCACACCAAGAUCAAACUCGAACAGAUUACAUUGAAAAGUUGAUGAUGAGUGGACAAGCUAACUGGCUAAUUGUAUAUCUAUUGGAGUCAGAGAUUCGUUUUUUUGAUUUCUUUUAUUGUGAAAUAGAAAACCCAGAGAGCUUUAUUUUAGACGAGCUAGGAAUAUUUACAAAAAAUCAAAUGACGAUUUCAAAGCAGAAUUUAGGAAUAUCUUCUUGCAAGUCCCUUAAUAGAGAAGCUGCGGAAAAACUUCUCUCAAUCAUCGAAGCAUUUAAUUGCAUUGUCAGACUGGCGAUGGACAAUUUUGGAAAGAAGGACGUUCUAUCCGUCCUACUAACAGAAUUUGUGAUGUCUCAACUUCGUUUAGACAUUUUAACGAAUUGCGAUCAAGAAACUCAAGACCUUCAAGAAAUACUUCGAGUUUCUAGACAUGUAAUUCAAUUGACAGAGCAUCGACAUUUUCCUUUCAUCCCAGCCAGUGUCACUAAAGCUGUCAUCACUGCAUGUACUAUAAGAGCAACCUAUUAUUCGUACCUAACUCCAGAAGAUAAUCUUAGAAAUGAUUUACGAGCUUUGAAAAUUCUAUCCGCUCGAUAUCCUCUCAUCCAAAACGAAUACAGCCAUUUAAUCAAAUCAAUAGAGUCACUAACAUACCUACAACACAACUCGGAAGACAUGAUGUUAUUAGCAAACUUACUUCCUUUUAGCGAAGUUGAAACAAGAGUGAAUUGUGGUUGGUCUGACCAAUCCGUAGUGCAUCGUUGUAUUGGUGCAAGCAGUAUUGAGGAGAAAAAUAUGCACUUUAAUCAAUACGAGCGUCACAAAUCAACCCUAAGGGAGCUCAUGAGCGGAUCAGAAAUAUUGGACAUUGUUGUGGAGAGUAUUAAAGAAGAGGUUGCCAUUAAAACGACAAUUACUGACCCAGAGCAACAAAUGGAUUCGUUGAAGAAUAUGAGAUUGAGACUUGGUAGCCAAGUUAUUGAACUGGCCAAGCACAAUAAUGACUAUUCAGGUCAAAUAGCAGGAGAAUUGCUUAAAAAACAGGCACUCUUUGAAUUCAAUCUUUCAAAAGCAAGAUUAGAAAAUCCUGAGUUUGAUCUCACAGAUGAGCUCAAAAAUGAUUUUGUUUAUAGAUUCUUUAUCAGUCGAUCGCGAGAGUGCUCAUGCUAA